AUGGCAAAAACGUGCCUGAGAAAGUUUACGACGCUGGAAUUAAUACUCAGUGUUCUUCUGCUUAUCGUGUUUAUCAUUGCUGUUGUUCUCAUUGUGCUGUUAGCCAACAAAACAGAAUUAAAAGACACAGGUUCUGAGACAACUGGUACCCCGGGUCCUGUGUCCACAAGUACUACCCCUAGUCCUGCUGAGUGCCCCGUGGUAAAUGACCCGGAACGGAUAAACUGCAUUCCUGACCAGUCACCAACAAAGGCCACAUGUGAGCAGCGUGGCUGUUGUUGGAAGCCCCAUGAAACCACAGACGUCCCUUGGUGCUACUAUUCCAAGAACCAUGGCUACAGAGUAGAGGGCGAUCUUGCAAAUACAAAUGCAGGAUUCACAGCCCAGUUGAAACGUCUGCCCUCUGCAUCUGCAUUUGGAAAUGAUGUUGACAACGUCCUCCUUACGGCAGAACACCAGACAUCUAACCGUUUCCACUUUAAGUUGACGGACCAAUCCAAGGACAGGUAUGAAGUGCCCCACGAACACGUGCAACCCUUCCGUGGAAAUGCCGCUUCCUCCUUGAACUACAAGGUUGAGGUCUCCAAACAGCCAUUUAGCAUCAAAGUGACCAGAAGAAGCAAUAACCAUGUCCUGUUUGACUCAAGCAUCGGGCCUCUCGUGUUUGCAGACCAGUUUCUUCAGCUCUCUAUUCGCCUGCCCAGUGCUAAUGUGUAUGGUUUGGGAGAACACGUGCACCGGCAGUAUCGGCACGACAUGAACUGGAAGACAUGGCCCAUAUUUGCUAGGGACACAACCCCCAAUGGGGAUGGAACUAACUUGUAUGGUGCUCAGACAUUCUUCCUGUGUCUUGAAGAUGCUAGUGGAUCAUCCUUUGGGGUGUUUCUGAUGAACAGCAAUGCCAUGGAGGUCAGCCUCCAGCCUGCCCCAGCUAUCACUUACCGCACCAUUGGAGGUGUUCUGGAUUUCUAUGUAUUCUUGGGAAACACACCUGAACAAGUGGUUCAAGAAUAUCUGGAGCUCAUUGGACGGCCAUCCCUGCCUUCAUACUGGACCCUGGGAUUUCACCUUAGUCGCUAUGAUUAUGGUACCCUAGCUAAAAUGAAAGAAGCUGCAGACAGAAACCGUGCAGCACAACUCCCUUAUGAUGUUCAGCAUGGUGAUAUUGAUUACAUGGAUGAGAGGAAGGACUUUACUUACAAUCCAGUGGGUUAUAAAGGCCUUCCUGAAUUUGUUAAGGAGUUACAUGGAAAUGGACAGAAAUUUGUCAUCAUUGUGGAUCCAGCCAUCUCCAACAACUCUUCCCUAAGUCGUCCAUAUGGCCCAUAUGACAGGGGUUCAGAACUGAAGAUAUGGGUGAAUGAUUCAGUCGGAGCAAAACCACUCAUUGGGGAGGUCUGGCCUGGGCAAACAGUCUUCCCUGAUUAUACCAAUCCCAACUGUGUGGCUUGGUGGGCUAAGGAAUUUGAGCUUUUUUACAACCAAGUGGAGUUUGAUGGAAUUUGGAUCGAUAUGAACGAAGUUGCCAACUUUGUUGAUGGCUCCAUUUCAGGAUGUGCCACAAACAACAUCAACUAUCCCCCAUUCACUCCCAAGAUCCUUGAUGGAUACCUGUUCUCCAAGACGCUCUGCAUGGAUGCAGUUCAGCAGUGGGGCAAGCAGUAUGAUGUGCACAAUCUGUAUGGCUACUCCAUGGCGAUUGCCACUGAAGAAGCUGUUAAGGCUGUGUUCCCUGGGAAGAGAAGCUUCAUCUUGACGCGUUCUACCUUCGCGGGCUCAGGCAAGUUCGCAGCCCAUUGGCUAGGAGACAACACGGCCACCUGGAAUGACCUUCAGUGGUCCAUCCCUGGCAUGCUUGAGUUCAACCUUUUUGGUAUCCCCAUGGUGGGAGCAGACAUCUGUGGCUUUGCUCUGAACACCUCAGAGGAGCUCUGCAGGCGGUGGAUGCAGCUGGGAGCCUUUUACCCAUUUUCCAGGAAUCACAAUGGCCAAGGCUACAAGGACCAGGAUCCCGCUUCCUUUGGAGCUGACUCCUUGCUGCUGAAUUCCUCCAGACACUACCUUAACAUCCGUUAUACUCUGCUGCCUUACCUCUACACCCUCCUCUACCACGCGCACAGCCGGGGGAGCACUGUGGCGAGGCCCCUUGUGCAUGAGUUCUACGGGGACAGCAACACAUGGGAUGUACAUCGACAGUUCCUGUGGGGGCCGGGCCUUCUCAUCACACCCGUUCUGGAGGAGGGUGCAAAGAAAGUGACGGCGUAUGUGCCUGAUGCCGUCUGGUAUGACUAUGAGACUGGGGCCAAGUUAAGAUGGAGGAAGCAAGAAGUGGAGAUGGAACUUCCUGGAGACAAAAUCGGACUUCACCUUCGAGGAGGCUAUAUCUUCCCCACACAGCAGCCCAGUACAACCACCAUGGCCAGCCGCCAGAACCCUCUGGGUCUUAUUAUUGCCCUGGAUGAGAACAAUGAAGCCAGAGGAGAGCUCUUCUGGGAUGAUGGGCAGUCGAAAGAUACUGUGGCCAAUGAUGUUUAUGUUUUAUGUGAGUUUUUGGCCAGUCAGACACACCUGGAUGUGAACACUGCAAAAUCAACCUACAAGGAUCCCAAUAAUUUAGCAUUUCAGGAGAUUAAAAUUUUGGGGACACAAGCACUUAAAAGUGUUACAGUGAAGCAGAAUGGAGUCCUAACUCCAAUGUCUCCUAACGUCACUUACGAUCCAAACCUGAGGGUGGCUGUGAUCACAGGAAUCCAUCUGGUCCUGGGAGAAGCAUACACGGUGCAGUGGGACAUUGACAUAAGUGACCAGGAGAAAAUAGACUGUUAUCCCGAUGAGCAUGGAGCUUCUGAGGCCAACUGUACAGCCCGAGGCUGCGUGUGGGAGGCAUCCAUUACCCCUGGGGUCCCAUACUGCUACUUUGUGAAUGAUCUGUAUUCAGUCAGCAAUGUGCAGUAUACCUCACAGGGGGUCACAGCUGACAUCUCCUUGAAGUCUUCUCGUAAUAUCAAUGCCUUCCCCUCCACACCUGUGACCCCUCUGCGCCUGCUCGUGAACUUCCACAAGAAUGAAAUGCUGCAGUUCAAGAUUUAUGAUCCCAACCACACGCGGUAUGAAGUCCCAAUCCCUCUGAACAUCCCCAGCGCUCCCAGCAGCUCUCCUGAGGCCCGACUCUAUGAUGUUCGCAUAAAGGAGAACCCAUUUGGGAUAGAAAUUCGCCGGAAGAGCACCGGCACUGUCAUCUGGGACUCUCAGGUCCUGGGCUUCACCUUCAAUGACAUGUUCAUCCGCAUCUCCACCCGCCUUCCCUCCGACUACAUCUAUGGCUUCGGGGAAACCGAGCACACGGCCUUCCGGAGAGACUUGAACUGGCACACGUGGGGCAUGUUUUCCAGAGACGAACCCCCGGGGUUCAAGAAGAAUUCCUAUGGCGUGCACCCCUACUACAUGGGCCUAGAGGAGGAUGGCAGUGCCCACGGAGUCCUCCUGCUCAACAGCAAUGCCAUGGAUGUGACCUUCCUGCCGAUGCCGGCCCUGACGUACCGCACCACAGGGGGAGUUCUGGACUUUUAUGUGUUCUUGGGGCCCACUCCAGAGCUUGUCACUCAGCAGUACACCGAGGUGAUUGGCCGGCCCGUGAUGGUGCCUUACUGGUCCCUGGGGUUCCAGCUGUGUCGCUAUGGCUAUGAGAACGAUGCUGAGAUCUCCAGCUUGUAUGAUGAGAUGGUGGCUGCCCAGAUCCCCUACGAUGUGCAGUACUCGGACAUCGACUACAUGGAGCGGCAGCUGGACUUCACCCUCAGCUCCAAGUUCACUGGGCUUCCCGCCCUGAUCGAUCGCAUGAAGGCGGAUGGCAUGCGGGUCAUCCUCAUUCUGGACCCAGCCAUUUCUGGCAAUGAGACAGAGCCGUAUCCGGCCUUCACUCGUGGUGUGGAGGAUGAUGUCUUCAUCAAGUUUCCCAAUGAUGGAGGAAUUGUUUGGGGCAAGGUGUGGCCUGAUUUUCCUGACAUUGUGGUUAACAGCUCUCUGGACUGGGACAGCCAAGUGGAGCAAUACAGAGCCUAUGUGGCCUUCCCAGACUUUUUCCGGAACUCCACUGCCCUAUGGUGGAAGAGGGAAAUGAAAGAGCUCUACUCCAAUCCACAGAGCCCAGAGAAGAGCCUGAAGUUUGAUGGCAUGUGGAUUGAUAUGAAUGAACCUUCGAGUUUCGUGAACGGGGCAGUUCCAUCUGGCUGCAGGGACACGACUCUGAACCAUCCUCCCUACAUUCCACAUUUGGCAGGCAGGGACAGAGGCCUGAGCAGCAAGACCCUGUGCAUGGAGAGCGAGCAGAUCCUUCCAGAUGGCUCCCGGGUGCGGCACUACGAUGUCCACAGCCUGUAUGGCUGGUCCCAGACCAGACCCACCUACGAGGCCGUGCAGGAGGCCACAGGGCAGCGAGGCAUCGUCAUCACCCGCUCCACAUUCCCUUCUUCUGGGCGCUGGGCAGGACACUGGCUGGGAGACAACACAGCCGCCUGGGACCAGCUGAGGAAGUCCAUCAUUGGCAUGAUGGAGUUCAGCCUCUUUGGCAUAUCCUAUACAGGGGCAGAUAUCUGUGGGUUCUUCCAAGAUGCGGAAUAUGAGAUGUGUGCUCGCUGGAUGCAGCUGGGGGCCUUUUACCCUUUCUCCAGGAACCACAACACCAUCGGGACCCGGAGGCAAGACCCUGUGUCCUGGGAUGCAGACUUUGUGAACCUUUCCAGAAGUGUCCUAGAGACCAGAUAUACCUUGUUGCCGUAUCUCUACACCUUGAUGCACAAGGCCAGCACGGAGGGCGUGACUGUGGUGCGGCCUCUCCUCCAUGAGUUUGUGUCUGACCGGGAGACCUGGGAGAUUGACAAUCAGUUCCUGCUGGGCGCCGCCUUCCUGGUCAGCCCUGUCCUGGAGCCUAAUGCCAGAAAUGUGACAGCAUAUUUCCCUAGAGCCCUCUGGUAUGACUUCUACACGGGGGCACAAAUCAAUGCAAGCAGUGAGUGGAAGGUCCUGCCAGCUCCUCUGGACCACAUCAAUCUUCAUGUCCGAGGGGGCCACAUCCUGCCCUGGCAGGAGCCUGCACUGAACACACACCUCAGCCGCCAGAACCCUCUUGGUCUUAUCAUUGCCUUGGAUGAGAACAAUGAAGCCAGAGGCGAACUUUUCUGGGAUGAUGGGCAGUCAAAGGAUACCGUGGCCAGUGAUGUUUAUGUCUUAUAUGAGUUUACGGCCAGCCAGACACACCUGGAUGUGACUGUUUCCAAGUCAACCUACAAAGACCCCAAUAACUUAGCAUUCCAGGAGAUUAAAAUCUUUGGCACUCAGGCACUGCGCAACGUUACAGUGAAACAGAAUGGAGUCCUAACUCCAAUGUCUCCUCGAGCCACUUAUGAUCCUAACCUAAGGGUGGCUGUGAUCACAGGAAUCCAUCUGGUCCUGGGAGAAGCAUACACGGUGCAGUGGGACAUUGGCCUGAGGGACCAGGAGAAAAUAGACUGUUAUCCCGAUGAGCAUGGAGCUUCUGAGGCCAACUGUACAGCCCGAGGCUGCGUGUGGGAGGCAUCCAUUACCCCUGGGGUCCCAUUCUGCUACUUUGUGAAUGAUCUGUAUUCAGUCAGCAAUGUGCAGUAUACCUCACACGGGGCCACAGCUGACAUCUCCUUGAAGUCUUCUCGUAAUAUCAAUGCCUUCCCCUCCACACCUGUGACCCCUCUGCGCCUGCUCGUGACCUUCCACAAGAAUGAGAUGCUGCAGUUCAAGAUUUAUGAUCCCAACCACAUGCGGUAUGAAGUCCCAAUCCCUCUGAACAUCCCCAGCGCUCCCAGCAGCUCUCCUGAGGCCCGACUCUAUGAUGUCAGCAUUAAGGAGAACCCAUUUGGGAUUGAAAUUCGCCGGAAGAGCACAGGCACUGUCAUCUGGGACUCUCAGGUCCUGGGCUUCACCUUCAAUGACAUGUUCAUCCGCAUCUCCACCCGCCUUCCCUCCGACUACAUCUAUGGCUUCGGGGAAACCGAGCACACGGCCUUCAGGAGAGACUUGAACUGGCACACAUGGGGCAUGUUUUCCAGAGACGAACCCCCAGGGUUCAAGAAGAAUUCUUAUGGUGUGCACCCCUACUACAUGGGCCUAGAGGAGGAUGGCAGCGCCCACGGAGUCCUCCUGCUCAACAGCAAUGCCAUGGAUGUGACCUUCCUGCCGAUGCCGGCCCUGACGUACCGCACCACAGGGGGAGUUCUGGACUUUUAUGUGUUCUUGGGGCCCACUCCAGAGCUUGUCACUCAGCAGUACACUGAGGUGAUUGGCCGGCCUGUGAUGGUGCCUUACUGGUCCCUGGGGUUCCAGCUGUGUCGCUAUGGCUAUGAGAACGAUGCUGAGAUCUCCAGCUUGUAUGAUGAGAUGGUGGCUGCCCAGAUCCCCUACGAUGUGCAGUAUUCAGACAUCGACUACAUGGAGCGGCAGCUGGACUUCACCCUCAGCUCCAAGUUCACUGGGCUUCCCGCCCUGAUCAAUCGCAUGAAGGCGGAUGGCAUGCGGGUCAUCCUCAUUCUGGACCCAGCCAUUUCUGGCAAUGAGACAGAGCCGUAUCCGGCCUUCACUCGUGGUGUGCAGGAUGAUGUCUUCAUCAAGUUUCCCAAUGAUGGAGAAAUUGUCUGGGGCAAGGUCUGGCCAGAUUUCCCGAAUAUUGUGGUGAACAAUUCUCUGGACUGGGACAGCCAAGUGGAGCAAUACAGAGCUUAUGUGGCCUUCCCAGACUUUUUCCGGAACUCGACUGCCCUGUGGUGGAAGAGGGAAAUGAAAGAGCUCCACUCCAAUCCACAGAGCCCAGAGAAGAGCUUGAAGUUUGAUGGCAUGUGGAUUGAUAUGAAUGAACCUUCGAGCUUUGUGAAUGGGGCAGUUCCAUCUGGCUGCAGGGAUACGACUCUGAACCGUCCACCCUACAUGCCACAUUUGGCAGGCAGGGACCGAGGCCUGAGCAGCAAGACCCUGUGCAUGGAGAGUGAGCAGAUCCUUCCAGACGGCUCCCGAGUGCGGCACUACGAUGUCCACAGCCUGUAUGGCUGGUCCCAGACCAGACCCACCUAUGAGGCCGUGCAGGAGGCCACAGGGCAGCGAGGCAUCGUCAUCACCCGCUCCACAUUCCCUUCUUCUGGGCGCUGGGCAGGACACUGGCUAGGAGACAACACAGCUGCCUGGGACCAGCUGAGGAAGUCCAUCAUUGGCAUGAUGGAGUUCAGCCUCUUUGGCAUAUCCUAUACAGGGGCAGAUAUCUGUGGGUUCUUCCAAGAUGCAGAGUAUGAGAUGUGUGCUCGCUGGAUGCAGCUGGGGGCCUUUUACCCUUUCUCCAGGAACCACAACACCAUCGGGACCCGGAGGCAAGACCCUGUGUCCUGGGAUGCAGACUUUGUGAACCUUUCCAGAAGUGUCCUAGAGACCAGAUAUACCUUGUUGCCGUAUCUGUACACCUUGAUGCACAAGGCUAGCACGGAGGGCGUGACUGUGGUGCGACCUCUCCUCCACGAGUUUGUGUCUGACCAGGAGACCUGGGAGAUUGACAAUCAGUUCCUGCUGGGGGCUGCCUUCCUGGUCAGCCCUGUCCUGGAGCCUAAUGCCAGAAAUGUGACAGCAUAUUUCCCUAGAGCCCUCUGGUAUGACUUCUACAUGGGGGCGCAAAUCAAUGCAAGCAGUGAGUGGAAGGUCCUGCCAGCUCCUCUGGACCACAUCAAUCUUCAUGUCCGAGGGGGCCACAUCCUGCCCUGGCAGGAGCCUGCGCUGAACACACACCUCAGCCGCCAGAACCCUCUUGGUCUUAUCAUUGCCUUGGAUGAGAACAAUGAAGCCAGAGGCGAACUUUUCUGGGAUGAUGGGCAGUCGAAGGAUACCGUGGCCAAUGAUGCUUAUGUCUUACAUGAGUUUUCGGCCAGCCAGACACACCUGGAUGUGACUGUUUCCAAAUCAACCUACAAAGACCCCAAUAACUUAGCAUUCCAGGAGAUUAAAAUCUUUGGCACUCAGGCACUGAACAACGUUACAGUGAAACAGAAUGGAGUCCUAACUCCAAUGUCUCCUCGAGCCACUUAUGAUCCUAACCUGAGGGUGGCUGUGAUCACAGGAAUCCAUCUGGUCCUGGGAGAAGCAUACACGGUGCAGUGGGACAUUGGCCUGAGGGACCAGGAGAAAAUAGACUGUUAUCCCGAUGAGCAUGGAGCUUCUGAGGCCAACUGCCUGGCCCGAGGCUGCGUGUGGGAGGCAUCCAUUACCCCUGGGGUCCCAUUCUGCUACUUUGUGAAUGAUCUGUAUUCAGUCAGCAAUGUGCAGUAUACCUCACACGGGGCCACAGCUGACAUCUCCUUGAAGUCUUCUCGUAAUAUCAAUGCCUUCCCCUCCACACCUGUGACCCCUCUGCGCCUGCUCGUGACCUUCCACAAGAAUGAGAUGCUGCAGUUCAAGAUUUAUGAUCCCAACCACAUGCGGUAUGAAGUCCCAAUCCCUCUGAACAUCCCCAGCGCUCCCAGCAGCUCUACUGAGGCCCGACUCUAUGAUGUCAGCAUUAAGGAGAACCCAUUUGGGAUUGAAAUUCGCCGGAAGAGCACAGGCACUGUCAUCUGGGACUCUCAGGUCCUGGGCUUCACCUUCAAUGACAUGUUCAUCCGCAUCUCCACCCGCCUUCCCUCCGACUACAUCUAUGGCUUUGGGGAAACCGAGCACACGGCCUUCAGGAGAGACUUGAACUGGCACACGUGGGGCAUGUUUUCCAGAGACGAACCCCCGGGGUUCAAGAAGAAUUCUUAUGGUGUGCACCCCUACUACAUGGGCCUAGAGGAGGAUGGCAGUGCCCACGGAGUCCUCCUGCUCAACAGCAAUGCCAUGGAUGUGACCUUCCUUCCGAUGCCGGCCCUGACGUACCGCACCACAGGGGGAGUUCUGGACUUUUAUGUGUUCUUGGGGCCCACUCCAGAGCUUGUCACUCAGCAGUACACUGAGGUGAUUGGCCGGCCUGUGAUGGUGCCUUACUGGUCCCUGGGGUUCCAGCUGUGUCGCUAUGGCUAUGAGAACGAUGCUGAGAUCUCCAGCUUGUAUGAUGAGAUGGUGGCUGCCCAGAUUCCCUACGAUGUGCAGUACUCAGACAUCGACUACAUGGAGCGGCAGCUGGACUUCACCCUCAGCUCCAAGUUCACUGGGCUUCCAGCCCUGAUCAAUCGCAUGAAGGCGGAUGGCAUGCGGGUCAUCCUCAUUCUGGACCCAGCCAUUUCUGGCAAUGAGACAGAGCCGUAUCCGGCCUUCACUCGUGGUGUGCAGGAUGAUGUCUUCAUCAAGUUUCCCAAUGAUGGAGAAAUUGUCUGGGGCAAGGUCUGGCCAGAUUUCCCUAAUAUUGUGGUGAACAAUUCUCUGGACUGGGACAGCCAAGUGGAGCAAUACAGAGCUUAUGUGGCCUUCCCAGACUUUUUCCGGAACUCGACUGCCCUGUGGUGGAAGAGGGAAAUGAAAGAGCUCCACUCCAAUCCACAGAGCCCAGAGAAGAGCUUGAAGUUUGAUGGCAUGUGGAUUGAUAUGAAUGAACCUUCGAGCUUUGUGAAUGGGGCAGUUCCAUCUGGCUGCAGGGAUACGACUCUGAACCGUCCACCCUACAUGCCACAUUUGGCAGGCAGGGACCGAGGCCUGAGCAGCAAGACCCUGUGCAUGGAGAGCGAGCAGAUCCUUCCAGACGGCUCCCGAGUGCGGCACUACGAUGUCCACAGCCUGUAUGGCUGGUCCCAGACCAGACCCACCUAUGAGGCCGUGCAGGAGGCCACAGGGCAGCGAGGCAUCGUCAUCACCCGCUCCACAUUCCCUUCUUCUGGGCGCUGGGCAGGACACUGGCUGGGAGACAACACAGCUGCCUGGGACCAGCUGAGGAAGUCCAUCAUUGGCAUGAUGGAGUUCAGCCUCUUUGGCAUAUCCUAUACAGGGGCAGAUAUCUGUGGGUUCUUCCAAGAUGCAGAGUAUGAGAUGUGUGCUCGCUGGAUGCAGCUGGGGGCCUUUUACCCUUUCUCCAGGAACCACAACACCAUCGGGACCCGGAGGCAAGACCCUGUGUCCUGGGAUGCAGACUUUGUGAACCUUUCCAGAAGUGUCCUAGAGACCAGAUAUACCUUGUUGCCGUAUCUCUACACCUUGAUGCACAAGGCCAGCACGGAGGGCGUGACUGUGGUGCGGCCUCUCCUCCAUGAGUUUGUGUCUGACCAGGAGACCUGGGAGAUUGACAAUCAGUUCCUGCUGGGCGCCGCCUUCCUGGUCAGCCCUGUCCUGGAGCCUAAUGCCAGAAAUGUGACAGCAUAUUUCCCUAGAGCCCUCUGGUAUGACUUCUACACGGGGGCACAAAUCAAUGCAAGCAGUGAGUGGAAGGUCCUGCCAGCUCCUCUGGACCACAUCAAUCUUCAUGUCCGAGGGGGCCACAUCCUGCCCUGGCAGGAGCCUGCACUGAACACACACCUCAGCCGCCAGAACCCUCUUGGUCUUAUCAUUGCCUUGGAUGAGAACAAUGAAGCCAGAGGCGAACUUUUCUGGGAUGAUGGGCAGUCGAAGGAUACCGUGGCCAAUGAUGCUUAUGUCUUACAUGAGUUUUCGGCCAGCCAGACACACCUGGAUGUGACUGUUUCCAAAUCAACCUACAAAGACCCCAAUAACUUAGCAUUCCAGGAGAUUAAAAUCUUUGGCACUCAGGCACUGAACAACGUUACAGUGAAACAGAAUGGAGUCCUAACUCCAAUGUCUCCUCGAGCCACUUAUGAUCCUAACCUGAGGGUGGCUGUGAUCACAGGAAUCCAUCUGGUCCUGGGAGAAGCAUACACGGUGCAGUGGGACAUUGGCCUGAGGGACCAGGAGAAAAUAGACUGUUAUCCCGAUGAGCAUGGAGCUUCUGAGGCCAACUGCCUGGCCCGAGGCUGCGUGUGGGAGGCAUCCAUUACCCCUGGGGUCCCAUUCUGCUACUUUGUGAAUGAUCUGUAUUCAGUCAGCAAUGUGCAGUAUACCUCACACGGGGCCACAGCUGACAUCUCCUUGAAGUCUUCUCGUAAUAUCAAUGCCUUCCCCUCCACACCUGUGACCCCUCUGCGCCUGCUCGUGACCUUCCACAAGAAUGAGAUGCUGCAGUUCAAGAUUUAUGAUCCCAACCACAUGCGGUAUGAAGUCCCAAUCCCUCUGAACAUCCCCAGCGCUCCCAGCAGCUCUCCUGAGGCCCGACUCUAUGAUGUCAGCAUUAAGGAGAACCCAUUUGGGAUUGAAAUUCGCCGGAAGAGCACAGGCACUGUCAUCUGGGACUCUCAGGUCCUGGGCUUCACCUUCAAUGACAUGUUCAUCCGCAUCUCCACCCGCCUUCCCUCCGACUACAUCUAUGGCUUCGGGGAAACCGAGCACACGGCCUUCAGGAGAGACUUGAACUGGCACACAUGGGGCAUGUUUUCCAGAGACGAACCCCCAGGGUUCAAGAAGAAUUCUUAUGGUGUGCACCCCUACUACAUGGGCCUAGAGGAGGACGGCAGCGCCCACGGAGUCCUCCUGCUCAACAGCAAUGCCAUGGAUGUGACCUUCCUGCCGAUGCCGGCCCUGACGUACCGCACCACAGGGGGAGUUCUGGACUUUUAUGUGUUCUUGGGGCCCACUCCAGAGCUUGUCACUCAGCAGUACACCGAGGUGAUUGGCCGGCCCGUGAUGGUGCCUUACUGGUCCCUGGGGUUCCAGCUGUGUCGCUAUGGCUAUGAGAACGAUGCUGAGAUCUCCAGCUUGUAUGAUGAGAUGGUGUCUGCCCAGAUCCCCUACCUUUCAGUUGAUAACAAUGAAGGGAACUAA
Perognathus longimembris pacificus (Pacific pocket mouse) is the source of this 11838-nucleotide messenger RNA. Its product is annotated as maltase-glucoamylase-like. The transcript is spliced from 100 exons. The coding region runs from base 1 to 11838 and encodes 3945 amino acids. Gene Ontology annotation, biological process: carbohydrate metabolic process. Gene Ontology annotation, molecular function: carbohydrate binding; alpha-1,4-glucosidase activity. The record is from RefSeq and is a predicted model, not a curated record. Lineage: Eukaryota; Metazoa; Chordata; Mammalia; Rodentia; Heteromyidae.